UCCUUACAUUCACAUCCGCAGCCUCCCUGUAAAGUACAGGCUGUGAUGGCCUCAUGUAGAGAGAACAUCUGCUGUGUCACAUGCAGCAGGACUGGGGUGGUCUCCUCUGUCCACUGGCUUCUGACAUGGUUCCUGGUGGUGCUGUGAAAUACCAUCCCUAACCCCAACUCUCUGUCUGCAGCCCAGGGCAACCAUGUGAGUCGGGGAUGGAGGCCGCUCGGCCGAACUCCACUGACUUCGUCCUCCUAGGCCUCAUCGCCCCACCGAUGCCGCCCGGGCUGAUCUUCAUGGUGGUUUUCUCCAUCUUCGUGGUGGCCGUCGUCGCCAACGUGGUCAUGGUGCUGCUCAUCCGUGUGGACCCCCGGCUGAACACGCCCAUGUACUUCCUGCUCAGCCAGCUCUCCAUCCUGGACACCGUCUACAUAUGCGUCACAGUCCCCAAGCUGCUCCAGGACCUGCUGUCCGAGCAAAGGACCAUCUCCUUCCUGGGCUGUGCGCUCCAGAUCUUCCUCUACCUGACCCUGAUGGGGGCCGAGUUCUUCCUGCUGGGCCUCAUGGCCUACGACCGCUACGUGGCCGUGUGCAGCCCGCUGCGCUACCCGGCGCUCAUGAACCGCAGGGUCUGCCUGUGCAUGGUGCUGGGUUCCUGGCUGGGCGGCUCCCUGGAUGGCUUCAUGCUGACCCCGGUCACCAUGAGUUUCCCCUACUGCGCAUCCCGGGAGAUCAACCACUUCUUCUGUGAGAUCCCGGCCGUGCUGCGGCUGUCCUGCACUGACACGUCGCUGUACGAGGCCCUGAUGUACGCGUGCUGCAUCCUCAUGCUGCUGGCGCCCGUCUCCAUCAUCGCCACAUCCUAUGCGCGCAUCCUGCUCACCGUGCACCGCAUGACCUCGGCCGAAGGCCGGCGCAGAGCCUGGGCCACCUGCUCCUCGCACGUCCUGGUGGUCAGCAUCUUCUACGGAGCGGCCUUCUACACCAACGUGCUGCCCCAGUCCUACCACACGCCCGAGCGGGACAAGCUGGUGUCCGCCUUCUACACCAUCCUCACGCCCAUGCUCAACCCGCUCAUCUACAGCCUGAGGAACAGGGACGUGGCCGCCGCGCUGAGGCGGGCGCUGGGGAGAUGCGCCUCCCCGCAGAGAGUCAGGGCCCGGCCGCACCCAGGAGAGGCCAGGCGGGGCACAGCAGCCCGGUGA
Molecule: messenger RNA, 1196 nt
Organism: Fukomys damarensis (Damara mole-rat)
Lineage: Eukaryota; Metazoa; Chordata; Mammalia; Rodentia; Bathyergidae
Product: olfactory receptor 2T2
Exons: 1
Coding region: 207-1196 (329 amino acids)
Biological process (GO): G protein-coupled receptor signaling pathway
Cellular component (GO): membrane
Molecular function (GO): olfactory receptor activity; G protein-coupled receptor activity
Source: RefSeq, a predicted model, not a curated record